This is a messenger RNA of Chaetomium globosum CBS 148.51, 1407 nucleotides long. RefSeq lists its product as uncharacterized. Lineage: Eukaryota; Fungi; Ascomycota; Sordariomycetes; Sordariales; Chaetomiaceae. The transcript has a single exon. The record is from RefSeq and is a predicted model, not a curated record. The coding region runs from base 1 to 1407 and encodes 468 amino acids.
AUGUCUUUCAACCAGCUGUCGCCGAAACCCGGGUGGGCCCAGCCCGGACCCAGGCAAGCCAUCCCGCAGCACGGUCUCCCGACGUAUGAGAGCGGGUAUUUCGCCGAGACCCAGGACACUGGGGAAAGCAUGUCUCUCAUGGUGCGUUGCCUCCAUCUCCACACCUUUCUUUGUCUCAGGGGAGAACAGCACAGGGGCCGGGAAACUAAUGUUUGGUUUGCGGGAAAGGCCGGAGCAGGGUAUUCGCUGACAGGCAACCGGACGUCGCGGUCCGCCUUCUCGUCUUUCUCGCACUAUCCCACUUCCACGGAACUGAGGGGCGUUUCUCUGUUUUCCGACGCAAACGUCCCAGCGUCCGACCCCCUGGACUCAUCUUACUGGCAGAUGGUCCCACAUGGGGUCUCUGCUCUCUCUCCGUUUGCACAAGGCGGAGACCCAAUUUGGGACCACUCGCUCCCAGGCAUCUCUUCGAACCUCGAGUAUAGCCAGUACACUUGGGAUGUCCACACCAGCGCUUUCCCGCAAACGCCCUUUCGGCCCGGCGAUGCACUUCAACACUUGUCGCUGCCACCAAUGUUCGAGAGUGACUUGAGCACAAACUCCAAAUUGUAUGCAUCGUCGGGCAGGCUGGAAAACAUGGCGCUCGACGACCCGGAACACCCGAUAUGGGAUGCGUCCCCCGGGGUUCGAGCCGUGUACGAGGAAGCACCGUACACCAAGACGGAGCCAGGCCAAUCCGACGACGACAAGACCGUGUCUCCCAAGCUGCUCCGGAUCCGCCAGACUCCCACCCCGUCUUCGUCCUGCGAGUCCUUGCACACGAGCUUCCUCUCCGACGCUCACCUCCACGAGCCGCCCAAUGCCAUGGAGGCUCUGCCUUCUGUGGAGGUGCCGCUGCCGUCCACCGCCCCGAAGCUGCGCAAGCAGCUCCCAAACGCGCCAACCCACAGUCUGCGAUCCCUGCCUUAUGUCAACAACACGCACCGGCGCGCAUCCCCAACCGAUUCCGACUUUUCUUCCACUGCCUCGGUCAACUUCGACCGGCGGCCGCACCCCAGGGCCAGGCACGCGGAGUCGGAGUCAUCCUCGUCAUCGUCGUUGUCGUCGUCGCCCGUGCCGAUUCGGCCUCCGAAGCCCCUUCCCAGCCACCUCCGCAGGCCGCCUAGGGCCUGGGAACCGGUCAAGCUGACGGACCGGAAGUCCAAGGACGAGUUUCUGGUCAAGCACAAGCAGCAGGGCAUGACGUACAAGGAGAUACGGCGGCUGGGGGGGUUCAUCGAGGCCGAGUCGACGCUGCGCGGGCGGUACCGCACGCUGACCAAGAGCCGCGAGGAAAGGGUGCGCAAGCCCGAGUGGUCCGAGAAGGAUGUGAGUGUUGGUCCGUGUUGGGAAUCCCUGUUCCCCUGA